Messenger RNA from Panonychus citri (citrus red mite), 1468 nucleotides. RefSeq names its product zinc finger protein 512B-like. NCBI's taxonomy places the organism in Eukaryota, Metazoa, Arthropoda, Arachnida, Trombidiformes, Tetranychidae. The transcript has 4 exons. The record is from RefSeq and is a predicted model, not a curated record. Bases 82 to 762 code for a protein of 226 amino acids.
AUAAGGAGGGAGCCAAGUUAACUGUAUACUAAAGGAGUCAUGAGUACCUGAGAUAGUAUAUAAGAUGAGAGAUACCUGUUGAUGAGACUCAUUCGGCUUCUUAAAGUGAAAACACCAGCAUCAAGUCAAUCGUUUGGUUAUAAUCAUAUUUUAGGAGUUAUGCAAUUGUCUACUCUAGUGCUCAUUUUGGGCACCCUUUCCAUUCAGGGUUCCCUCGCAUCUUGGGAUGAAUGGGGUCAUGUUGAAUAUGCUCGACCAGUUAAAAUUAUCGUCAAACAUGUAGCCAAACAUAUUCCAAUCCCAAAACCUUAUCCAGUUAUCAAGAAAGUCCCAGUGCCCAAGGCUUAUCCAGUUUUCAAACCUCUUCCAGUGGCUAAAUUUGUCCCCAAACAUGUUAUCGUGCCCAUUGUCAAACAUGUCUAUGCCCCAUACCCAGUACUCAAACCAUUCCCAGUGGCCAAGCCAAUUCCAGUUCCAAAACCUUACCCAAUCCCAUACCCAGUUAAGGUUCCAAAGCCAUACAUUGUCCAUGUACCCAAACCAGUAGCUGUACACAAGCCAUACCCAGUUCCAGUUCCCGUCAGAGUCCCAAAACCAUACGUUGUACCAAUCAUCAAACAAGUCCCAGUUCCAGUACCUAAGCCAGUCCACAAGAUUAUCCCAGUUAUCAAGGAGAAGCCAUAUUACGUCAAGAAAAAGAUCCCAAUCCUAAUUGAGCACCACUACAAAGAAGUCCACAAACCAUUGAAACAUUGGUGGUAAGAUGGGACAACCAACACAAAGACACACCCAACAUACAAUAAAUCAAAUACCAUAAAACCAAAACCCUCUUCGAACCCCAGGAUAACAACGAACACCAAAAUUGUAGAAAUAUUUGAUAUACUUUUUGAAAUCGCAACAUCAACAUGAACCUCCCAAAAACACUCGAGAGCAAUAACUUAACACCAUCAAACCCCAUCAUUCAUCAUCAUCUCUCUUUUUUUAUCCUUCAUCACGAUGGUCGUUUCGUAACAUUGAUGUAAAAAAAGAGCAACAAAAAAUUCACUUUGGAAUUUUAAAUCAUUUUAAUCAUCACAAAAGCCACUCUCAUCAAUCUCUCUCUCUCUCUCACCUCCAUCCUUUUUUCACAUAAGCACAAUCACCUUCACAUCAACAUCUUUUUGCAUCGUCGCUUUGCUUUGCUUCGCUUGCUUGCUCGUCUUCCUCUUCUUCUUGCUCUUCAUCUUUUCUUCAUCUUUUCAUCUUCUCUUUCACUCUGUGGUCAAUCUCGCUCCACCCCCUUCCCAUCCAUCCAUCCACACACACACACACACACACUUUCCUCUUCAUCAUCAACAACAACAACAACAAACAUCUUCCUCUUCAUCCUCAUCCUCUCUCAAAACCCCCUCUCCCUCCAUCAUCUGUAUCAAUAAGAGAUGACACUCAAUGUAAAUUAGAAAAACAUAAAAUUUUUUUCAUAACAUAA